Molecule: messenger RNA, 1086 nt
Organism: Anoplopoma fimbria (sablefish)
Lineage: Eukaryota; Metazoa; Chordata; Actinopteri; Perciformes; Anoplopomatidae
Gene: ch25hl1.1
Product: cholesterol 25-hydroxylase like 1, tandem duplicate 1
Exons: 1
Coding region: 66-896 (276 amino acids)
Biological process (GO): cholesterol metabolic process; sterol biosynthetic process
Molecular function (GO): iron ion binding; C-4 methylsterol oxidase activity; steroid hydroxylase activity
Source: RefSeq, a predicted model, not a curated record
UAUAAAGGCAGAACUUUUUGUUGAUUCUGAGACUUGCAGCAGCAGCCUUCAGUGGUUCCACAGAGAUGCCAGUCAGUCAGCUUCCCCUGCAGCUCCUGCCCUCCAGGGCCUCAGACCGUCUACUGCAGCCAUUCUGGGAUUAUUUGCUUUCUCAUCACCUGCCUCUCAUCUCGUCUCCUUUUUUCCCCGUCCUACUCGCCUUCUCCAGCUAUUUCUUCUUCAGCAUACCUUUUGCUACACUGGACCUGUUGGGAGAAAGACUUCCUUUGUUCUAUCAGUACAAGAUCCAACCAGACAGGCAGCCAACAGUGGGAAUGAUGGUUAGGAGCUUCAUGACAGCCAUGUAUAACCACAUAUUCUUUGUUCUACCAGCUGUAAUAAUUACCAUGUUCAUACUGCCUACACCAAUACUGCCACAGGACGCUCCUACUCUGUAUGAGGUAAUCAUUGAUGGCCUGGCUAUACUUCUUCUCUUUGACACUCAGUACUUUAUUUGGCAUUUCAUACAUCACAAGAAUCCACAGCUUUACCGGUGGAUUCAUGCAGUCCACCAUGAAUACAUGGCACCUUUUUCUUGGUCGACUGAGCAGCUCAGCAUCCCAGAGCUGAUGGCUGUUGGACUUUGGAGCAACCAGGACCCAAUUCUUUUAAAGUGCCACCCGUUGACCACAUGGUGCGUCACAGUUUUCAGCAUCUGGCUGUCUGUGGAGGACCACAUAGGUUAUGACCUGCCGUGGACCCUAAACUACCUGGUGCCUUUUGGUCUGCUGGGCGGUGCACCGGCUCAUGACAUGCACCACCAGAAGCCGAGCAGCAACUACGCUCCUUUCUUCAGCCACUGGGACAGAAUCUUUGGCACUGCCGUUCCUCUCAAGAAAAAGACUUUGGGGAGAUAAUGACAUGAAUGAAUUCUGUAAAUACUGCACACAUUUUCAUCUAAUGUUAUAUCUGUAUGUAUUUUAGCACUGUGACAUUCACAAUCCAUUAUUCUUUAUAUCAUUGACAACUAUGAAUUCUAUAGCACUUGCUACCUCUUUGCUGCUCCUCCAUGUUUUCUUUGUGAGACUAUGUGAGAUGAAGUGUAUU